This is a messenger RNA of Conger conger (European conger), 5974 nucleotides long. RefSeq names its product tau-tubulin kinase 1-like. Bases 1996 to 4134 code for a protein of 712 amino acids. Gene Ontology annotation, cellular component: cytoplasm; nucleus. Gene Ontology annotation, molecular function: protein serine/threonine kinase activity; ATP binding. The record is from RefSeq and is a predicted model, not a curated record. Gene Ontology annotation, biological process: signal transduction; peptidyl-tyrosine phosphorylation; peptidyl-serine phosphorylation. The transcript is spliced from 14 exons. Lineage: Eukaryota; Metazoa; Chordata; Actinopteri; Anguilliformes; Congridae.
AUUAAUUUCAUCAGCUAAAACGACAGAAAUGUUUUUAUUCUGUAAUCAUCCAAUUCUCAGUACUGAACGCAGCUGGAGGUCGCUCCGCAGCACUGAAUACGGCGAGCUGGAGGCUCACACAGUCCGCGCUUCGCAGGGGAUUGUGGGAGUAUCCCUGUGAUGCUGAUUCAGGAGGAGAGACAGCGAACGGAGGGUGGGAAAUGGUGCAAGAGCGAACCAGAAAAAAAACGGCAUUGACCCUGGGAACGAAAUGACGCGUCUCUUCAGAGUCUCUAAAUCUCUUAUUUUAUUGCGGCGGCAGAAGAGCAGGUCAGGACGCCAGCAUUUAAUUAUGUUUCUCUGGCAGCUUGUCGUUGGAAUGCCUAUAAUCACCGCAUUAUAACAUCGCUGUUAUGUGGAUUGCACACGCUGGCUGCCUCGCAUAAUAAUAGCAAAUGGAUGUAUCAAACCAUGCGUUUCCAAAAGCGACAGGAACUCGUUAAAUUACUGCCUAGGCUAAGGAGUGACGCUCACAAUACGCAUUGUGUCAACCAGAGAUAAAUGGCAAUAGUACGGCAACAGAAAAUGAUUAGUUAAGGAAGACGAUGCUUGCGCCUGGAGUUGCUAGAGCUUGUCAUUACGGGAAAUGCAGUAUUUUGUAAAAAGGUGACCACUUAUUCUUCUAGGCUACGCGCAGGACGUCACAUCCCAAUGUGCCCUAACACGCCCUUAUCAAAGUCAUCUAUUUCUUUAAUUGUGAGCUAUUAUUUUCGAGGAUAAAUUCUGCGCAGGCUCGCCUCCGUUUUAUAGCUCGCGUCCUUCUACGCCCUAUAAAAGUGCGAUUUAUGAAUCGGAGAGGUUGUACGCAGGUUUGAUCCUCAUAAUGCACAUGGUCUAGAAUUAGUCCAAUGGCCGAAUCUCUUUUCGGGGGAAUAUCGAUUUUCAGAGCGAAUCUCUCAAUUUUCAAAGGGCGGGGUGGAAAUAAAGGUGUUCAUUGGACCUGAAUGUGUGAGAGGUGGGACCCGCUGUGCACGUGUGCAUGCUAUUUCUCAGGAAGAAGGUGCGCUCGUGCGCCGCCUAUCGCGGGGAUGUCGUGAUAGCUGCGGCUCAGAGCAGAAGCUCGCGCUGCAGUGCGGACAGUAGGAAGGGGAAGAGGUUUGGAGGAGGGUUUUCGUACAUAUACAUAUAUAUGACCAAAUAUAUUUUCGUGGGAACACCAAACAUAUGUUGUAUCCGCCUGUAACGGUGUAGCAAGUCGUGUUCAACUACAGAAUAAAGCAAUGUAAUCGCUCUUGUUUUAAGAAACUUGAUUGUUGGCAGCCUUUUAAAAAAUAUCAAAAUAUGUAUUUAUCAGGCUAGCACGCGAACUCGGGUUUUUAUUGUAUUGAUUUGUGAUAGUUUACUAAAAAGGCAACGUGUUGUAAUCUUGUAUUUUAUCUAAGGAAUACUGGAACAAUGACGGAUGCAUUCAUUUUAAAAUUAAGGCAGAGAUGCGAUUCGAGGCUUCUGUGAUAAAAUACUGCUGCUUGAUGCCUAUAAUGUAAAACAAUCUGGAUUCACAUUUUUGAUUUGGUUAUAUGUCUACAGAUAUGAACAAAUUAAUUAGUAGAUGUUUCCCUUUCUCCGGUGAAUUGGCUAUAGAUGUGUUGUUAUAGUUUGCGCAGCAUCACGAGGCGCGCGGCGAUAAGGUGUAGCUCGGUUGUAGCGGCGCUACAGUGGGCUUGUGUCUUGGCGACGCUGAAGUUGAAAUAAUGUUUUCUAUUUUACGCGGAAAAUUGAGUCAACCAAGUGGCAAAGCGGGAUUCGUUAUCUUUUAAAUUAUUCUGGGGUCGAGGCAUUCUUCGGCGUGGGUAAAGUGCCCCAGAUGAAGGUUACCAAACGAAGACGGAAAGGAAUGCCGACUUACCUUAAUCUCUGCGCCGCCAGAUAAAUGGCAGCUUUAAGCUGGGCGCGGCGCGGGUCCUGUCAGCCUGGCAGGCUCAGUGCCUAGCGCCCGUCCUGCUGGAACACGCCAACAUGAACGGGACCGCUGAGCAGGUGGACAUUCUGCCACCGAACUGCAUGAUCAAAGACCGCUGGAAAGUGCUGAAGAAGAUUGGCGGUGGCGGCUUCGGGGAGAUCUACGAGGCGCUGGACCUGCUGACACGGGAGAACGUGGCGCUGAAGGUGGAGUCGGCGCAGCAGCCCAAACAGGUGCUGAAGAUGGAGGUGGCCGUACUGAAGAAGCUACAGGGUAAAAAUCAUGUUUGCAAGUUCAUUGGCUGUGGAAGGAAUGAGAAGUUUAACUAUGUAGUCAUGCAGCUUCAGGGCAGGAACCUGGCGGACCUGCGGCGCAGUCAGCCCAGAGGAACCUUCUCCAUGAGCACCACCCUGCGACUGGGCAGGCAGAUCCUGGAGUCCAUCGAGGCCAUCCACUCUGUGGGCUUCCUGCACCGCGACAUCAAACCGUCAAACUUUGCAAUGGGGAGACUCCCCUCCACAUACAGAAAAUGCUACAUGUUGGACUUUGGCCUUGCUCGACAGUACACCAACACCAAUGGAGAGGUCCGACUGCCUCGUUCUGUGGCAGGGUUUCGGGGAACCGUUCGCUACGCUUCAGUCAACGCGCAUAAAAACAAGGAAAUGGGACGGCACGAUGACUUAUGGUCCUUAUUUUACAUGCUGGUAGAGUUUGCAGUUGGACAGUUACCAUGGCGAAAAAUAAAGGACAAGGAGCAGGUGGGCUUGAUUAAGGAGAGAUAUGACAACAGGAUGCUGCUCAAACACAUGCCCUCUGAGUUCCACGUCUUCCUGGACCAUGUCUUAACCCUGGAUUACUACACCAAGCCGGACUACCAGCUCCUGAUGUCAGUGUUUGAGAACAGCAUUAAGGAUCGGGUCAUCAUGGAGAACGAGCCGUUUGAUUGGGAGAGAGCAGGAGGGGAGCUGCAGUCCUCCCCCCCCACCCCGCUGCCCCACACCCGCCACACCGCCGCCAUGAUGGGGGUGGUGAACCUGACGGCUGGAGAGCUGCAGAGGGAGAACACAGACGACGUGCUGCAGGAUGAACACCUGAGUGACCAGGAGAACGCCCCGCAGCCGGGACCCAGUCGCCAUGGAGACGGCAACCCGCCACUGCCCGAGGGAGAGGCCUGGGAGGAGACCGACUUCAACCGCAACAAACUCAGAAUCAGCCUGAGCAAGGUGCAGGCUGGGAUGGAGGAGGACCCCGGCAAGGGGCUGUGUCCCGUGUCUCCGGUUCGGGGGCCCAGUCCAGACUCCCCCAUGCAGGUGCGCUCCCUGCGAUACCGCCGGGUCAACAGCCCGGAAUCAGACCGGCUGUCUGCUGCUGAGGGCCGCGGGGACGUCUACGGCCAGCGGUCUCGUAUGGACAUUCUGGGCUCUCCAUCGCGGCUGCUGUACUCCUCCCAGCCGGCUCAGAUGCUCUCUGUGGAGGUGGGGCCAGGGGGACUGGGGGGCGGGGCCAGCGGCCGGCAGGAUGUCUCUGUGGGCGACCAGGAGGCGCAUAGCAAUGCCUUUAUCAAGUCCGUCCCAUUGGCCGAGGAGGAGGACUUUGACAGCAAAGAGUGGGUGAUUAUCGACAAGGAGGCAGAGCUUCGGGACUUCCAGCCAGGGGCAGAGCCUACCACCUCCGGCACCACUGACGACGAGCCGGAGGAGCUGCGACCAAUCGCAGAGCAGGAUGAGCGUCGGAGGGGCGGGGCUGAGCCAGGGGGCGGGGCGAGGCCCAAAACGCAGGAGGGGGGGCGUGGCCGGGCCAUGCUGACCGUCACCGAGGAAGGCUCCACCCACAGCCACACCCCCAGCCCCGCCCUGUCCCCCUGCCACUCCCUGCCCCCUGCCCGGCCCAGGAGGCGGGAGUCAGAGCCCUGCGGCCCGCAGGGACAGUUGGAUGACAGACAGGCCCCUCUCCCCACGCCCAAUCAGCUGCGGCGGUUGCGGUCCUACGUGUUCUCCUCGUCCACGCUGGAGACGGAGCAGUACCCUCACCCGGGCGGGUCUCUGAUCCAGCGCAGCCGCUCAGCGGAGAGCAGCCCAGCCCGCGCCUCGCGCCGGCACCUCCCUCUGCCCCCGGGGAGCCCGCGUCGCUCCGUGCUGGGCGCCUCUCGCCUGCAGAUCCAGCAAAUCAUCGCCAGGCUGAUAAACAAGACGUGAGCCCCGCCCCCACGCCAUCUCCCUCCCCUCCACACACCCUACCUUAAACACAGACUCCUCACGCAAUAAACUCACACUCCACACACCCUACCUUAAACACAGACUCCUCACGCAAUAAACUCACACUCCACACACUCGACCUGAAACAGAGUCCUCCUCAGGCAAUAAACUCACACUGCUCCCCCCCGGGAGAGUCUGCAGGAGCGAGGAGCCAAUCAGGCAGCAGUGCGUGGGGCCUGCCGGGUGAAGGCCCAAUCGCAUGACAGCAGGUUCAUGCUGACAGAGCGAGGAGCCAAUGGCAUCGCAGCUCUGCCGUUUCUCUGCUGCAGUCAGACUGAGAGAUUGUGUGUGAGAUGUGUGUGAGAUUUGUGUGAGACAGGUACUGUUAGACCACAGGCAGAUAUAAUAUAAUCCAAAACAGGAGGAAACCCUUUGCAGAAUGUUCAUAUAUAUAAUAAAUAUAAUAAAUAUUGCCACUUUAAUGUGCAGGCUGUCAGUAGAGCACUGUAUUGCAACAUGAAAGUGUCUGUAUUUUAUAUAUUUUUCAUAUAGGUUACAGGCAAAUUUUUGAACAUAUUAUGUCAAAUUAUUGUUCUUUACUUUCCACAAUUUGUAUUUCUGGGUUGCCAGUGAAGUUUUGAGAACACAUAUUCCUUAUACCUGUAUAUAUCCAUCCUAUUCUAUAUCCACCCUAUUCUAUUCCCACCUCUCUCUGUCCCGGCUCCAUCCUGUCUUGGCUCUGUUCCUGACUCUGACUGUGACUGUGAAACGUCCUGGUGCCUGCUCUUCUGCUCUCUCUGAGAGUGCUGGGGCCCAGCUUUGCUCUGUGACUCUCACUGACUGCGGUUCGUCUAAAAAUGGUGUGUGUGCGUGUGAGUGAGUGUGUGUGUGGAGUGUGUGUGAGUGUGUGUGGAGUGUGUGUGAGUGAGUAUGUGUGGAGUGUGUGUGUGUGUGUGUGAGUGAGUGUGUGUGUGUGUGAGUGAGUGUGUCCAGCUUCAGGGGUUAGCAGUGUGCACUGCAGGGCUUAAACUGGCCCAUAGGGGGAGCUGUAGAGCAGGUGCCUGACUGACUGCUUCAAACACAAAGCACAGGGUCCUCCACACUGAUUUGCUCAGCACAGUGUCCUGCUGUAGGCAAGCUGCACUGAUUGGCUGAGCACAGGCUCCUCUGCACUGAUUGGCUGAGCACAGGUUCCAACUGUAGGCUAGCUGCAGUGAUUGGCUGGUUACUCUAAGCUUCCAUAUGCAGAGGACUGUGGGUACUGGGCCCAGAGGGUGGAAUCUCUGUGAACGUGUUUAUUCAGCCACCCAAUCAGAACACAGGGUCUGCCCUUAUAUGGGCUGUGAGCAGGGAAGCAAGGCUUAUCAUGAUUGGCUGUAGUGUACAUCACAGUUUCAGAAUGUCAACAACAGUGUAUCUCUAUCUGUCUGUCUGCAGUAGCACGGUGAAAUAAGAUGCUGUGUGUGUGUGUGUGUGUGUGUGUGUGUGAGAGAGCGAAGACUAAGGCACUUUAUAUUGAGGGAUUUAGUGUCUCACUGCACUGAGGGCAGGAAUAUGAACAGAAUCUGUUUUAUUCGUUUAGCACUUUUUAAAUGACUUAAUAAUGUCAGCAUCAGUAAUAUCUGAACUCCUGCAGUGAAACAGGCUAAAAUGUCCAAACGUCUGAAAAGAGAAAUUAGCUGGUUUGGUGAAAUAUUCUCAAUAAUCUAGAGGAAUUUUACUGCUGUCUGAAGGGUAUUUAAGUAUUUCAGAGAAUUAUUUCACUGGUUUGGCUGCUAUUGAAUAGUAAGUGAGCAUUGUGCAAUAUGAUCUCAAAAUACACAAGUAUUUCAGUGGUGAA